Rhagoletis pomonella (apple maggot) is the source of this 869-nucleotide messenger RNA. RefSeq lists its product as uncharacterized. The transcript has 4 exons. Lineage: Eukaryota; Metazoa; Arthropoda; Insecta; Diptera; Tephritidae. Bases 152 to 583 code for a protein of 143 amino acids. The record is from RefSeq and is a predicted model, not a curated record.
GAGAGGCUCAAUGGCAAGAUGUGGCGGAUAUUUUGAAGAUGCCGCGAUCGGAAGUUUCAGCCAAGUGGAACAGCCUUCGCUGCUCUUUCCGCGCGGCCUUCAAUAGAAAGGACAUACCAAAAGUGGGCAAGGAGCAGGAAGAGCGACUGCAAUGAGGCCGCUUUACAAUUCCCUCAAAUUUCUUGAGCCGACAUUGAAAAUUGAGGCCAGCACAACAUCAAAUUUAGGAAAUAAGUGCCCGUCGCCGCUGACCUCAUCUGGAUCCCCAUGUGACGCUGAAACAAAUGUGGAGUCUGACGAUUCACAGCCAACGCCAUCAACAUCACGAGCAGCGGGAGUACGACGUCGUGUUCAGAAAGAUGAUGAUGGGUUUUCCGAGGUGGUUGAACGUGCGUUAGAGACCAUGUCAGCAGCUGGGAAAAGUGAUGCUUGGGAUGAUUUGGGUAACUUCAUUGCCUCAAAUGGUCGUGAAUGGGCAGCAGAAAGCCCGCAACUGGCAAAGGAGUUCAAGGCCGACAUGUAUGAAAUGGUGUUCAAUUAUCAGGAGAAAUUCGCACGGCCAAUAAUGACGCAUUUUUUGUAAUUUUUAUGCUUUCCGCUACGUUGAGAGGAAAAACCUUUUGAGCUAAGUCUCAUUCAAUCUCAUUGUUUUUAUUAUAUUUAUCAACAUAUGUUAGUCAUAAGCAAGCCAAAUGAAAUGUGCCUUAUUUUUUAUUAUACUUAUUUAUUUUUUCUGUUUUUUUUUACAGUAUGCGGCCAAAAAAUUACCAACGGGACUCAGAUAUUUGUAUUUUCAAGUUUCUCCGAUUCUUUUAAUUUUGCUUAAUGUUUUAAGGCUUUAGUGAACUCAAUAACAUAAAGCAUAUAAA